GACAGUAGUAGUGCUUGGUUAAGUAAACUGCACCCGCCAGCCACGUGCAACGCGAGCGUCGCGAGGCCAUUAUUUCUUCUUCUUCUUCAAGUAAAAUACUGAAGGUGAAAUAAUAGUGGUGAUCGCAUGUACAAGAACCGUUCUGAAUUGAUUUGAGGCAUUUUGAGUUGUCGAAUAGCGAUGGGCGAGUAAGUUAGCUACUGAACAUGACAUUUGUUAAUUUGAAUUGUGUUAAUGGAACUAAAAUUGAAAUUGACAGGGUGGUGGCUUCAGCUCCUGGGAAAGUGUUAAUGACCGGUGGUUACCUCAUUUUAGAGAGACCCAACGCAGGGCUUGUCCUCAGCACAAACGCUCGCUUCUACGCUAUCGUUAAACCCCUCCAUCACCAAAUCAAACCCGAUAGCUGGGCAUGGGCUUGGACGGAUGUGAGAUUAACCUCUCCUCAGCUCUCCAGAGAAGCACUCUACAAACUCGCACUAAAAAAUCUUAUAAUCCAAACUGUUUCCACAAGUGAUACGAGAAAUCCUUUUGUGGAAUAUGCAGUGCAGUAUUCGGUGGCUGCUGCUUAUGCGACCUUUGAUCAGAAUAAAAAGGAUUUGUUACACAAACUGCUUUUACAGGGUCUUGACAUUACUAUUUUGGGUUGCAAUGAUUUUUAUUCAUAUAGGAAUGAGAUUGAGAGACGUGGACUCCCUUUGACACCAGAUUCAUUGGCCACCCUCCCUGCUUUUUCCUCCAUUACCUUCAAUACCGAUGAUGCUAAUGGAGGAAAUUGCAAGCCUGAAGUAGCUAAAACUGGUUUGGGCUCAUCUGCAGCAAUGACAACAGCUGUGGUUGCUGCUUUACUUCACUACCUGGGUGCUGUAAAGCUUUCCUCUUUAAAAGAUUUUAAGGAAAGGAAGGAUAUUACAGAUCUUGAUAUGGUGCAUAAAAUAGCUCAAACUGCUCAUUGUAUUGCACAGGGGAAAGUAGGCAGUGGGUUUGAUGUCAGUUCAGCUGUGUAUGGCAGUCAGCGCUAUGUGCGGUUUUCACCAGAAGUGAUUUCCUCCACUCAGGUUGCAGCUAAAUCGGUGCCAUUACUAGAAGCUAUCCCUGAAAUUCUAAAAGGAAAAUGGGACCAUGACAGGACUGAGUUCUCUUUACCACCUUUGAUGACUCUUUUACUAGGAGAACCUGGAACUGGUGGAUCAUCCACACCAUCAAUGGUUGGUGCUGUCAAAAAAUGGCAAAAGUCCAACCCUCCGAAAUCCUUGGACAUGUGGAGAAGAUUGUCAGAGGCAAAUUCAGCAUUGGAAACACAACUAAACUUGUUAAGCCAAUUAGCAAAAGAACAAUGGGAUGCAUAUAAAUCUGUGGUUGAAAGCUGCAGCAUGCUCAGAUCAGACAAGUGGAUAGAACAAGCUUCUGAACCUAACAAGGAAGCAGUCAUUAAAGCCCUGCUAGGUGCAAAAGAUGCCAUGCAGGGGAUUAGAUAUCAUAUGCGCCUGAUGGGUGAGGCUGCAGGAGUUCCAAUUGAACCAGAAUCGCAAACACAACUUUUAGAUGUUACAAUGAACUGGGAAGGAGUUUUGUUGGCUGGAGUGCCAGGGGCAGGAGGAUUUGAUGCAGUCUUCGCUGUUACUUUGGGAGAUUCGAGCAGCAAUGUGACCAAAAUAUGGGGUUCACUUAAUGUUCUUGCCUUGUUGGUUAAAGAAGAUCCCUGUGGCGCUUGUUUAGAAAGUGCUGACCCACGAACCAAUGAAAUCACAUCAGUUGUGUCUUCAAUUCAUAUUGAAUAAGUUGAUUUCCAUCAAUUAAAUAUUGUAAUUCACCACAAAAUUAUUCCGUAGAAUGUGGCUUCACUAGGUUAGCUUUCUUUUCUCUUAUGUUUUUCAAUUUCGGGGGAAAAUGGGUGGAGGAUUGAAAAUAAGCUUUAUGUGUUUUUAGCUUUUUGUGAAAGUACCCUUCGAUUGUUCUUGGGCUACUAAAAAUGAGCAGUAGAUUCUUUGAAUCUUCUAGUUUCCUGUAGCCAGAAGAAAACGAAUUGUAUCAUCAAAAUUUCGGAUUUGUUGCAUAUUCCUUGCUUAUUCAGAUGUAGGUACUUUUCUAUAACUG
Messenger RNA from Abrus precatorius (Indian licorice), 2094 nucleotides. RefSeq names its product phosphomevalonate kinase, peroxisomal. Gene Ontology annotation, molecular function: phosphomevalonate kinase activity; ATP binding. Lineage: Eukaryota; Viridiplantae; Streptophyta; Magnoliopsida; Fabales; Fabaceae. The record is from RefSeq and is a predicted model, not a curated record. Bases 207 to 1778 code for a protein of 523 amino acids. The transcript has 9 exons. Gene Ontology annotation, biological process: isopentenyl diphosphate biosynthetic process, mevalonate pathway. Gene Ontology annotation, cellular component: peroxisome.